Messenger RNA from Ilex paraguariensis (yerba mate), 543 nucleotides. The record is from the annotation of a GenBank genome assembly. NCBI's taxonomy places the organism in Eukaryota, Viridiplantae, Streptophyta, Magnoliopsida, Aquifoliales, Aquifoliaceae.
AUGGAAAAUGGGGAACAUUCAGGGAAGAAUAUUGUGGAUCAGAAUGGAGAAAAUAUUUUGCAAACAGAAAGUGCUCAACGGAGAGAUACUGAAGAUCUUUUAGUAACCAAUCCGGAUUUGGUUCUGGAGGUGAAUGAUGAUGCAGAACAGGUAACCAAUGAAGUUUCAAAAUUUUCAAGACAAGAUAAUAUGAAUGAGGCCCAGGACAUGCAGGGUGGUGGUUUCAAUGGACAUGACAUGCAAGACCCGACAGUAAUGCAGGAAGGUGGAGAUUCGGAUAAGGGGGCACAUAAUUUGUCUUUAAAUGAUGCUACGACAUGUGAUACACCCUCUUAUCAGAACAAUGUAGCCAAUCCUCUUGAUCAAAACAAUGAUGCCAGUCCUCCUGAUCAGAACAAUGAUGCCGAAACAAUGAUUAAAUCUGUUUAUGAUUUUGCUGCAUAUAAGUUGAACGAGGAUUUUAGAAUUCGUGCAGUUUCUCUGUCAAACCCCUCAAACUCUCGAGCAUCUUCGAUUCGAUUUGAGAUGCUCAGCCCCGACUAG